AUAAACGGAAGUAUAUGAUGAUAAAUUCUGAAAUGCUAUGGCCGAGAAUUGAGUUCGUGAGUAGAAGGGUAUAUUUUAACAAGACAUAAUUUAUCUUCUGGUGAUGAAAUGGUAUUCCUUCUUGUAUCAAGGCAUUUGCUUCUAUUGAUUUGGAUAGAAAAUGUCUUAACAUCCAGUACCCUGAGUGACAUUUUAAUGUCAAAAUUGAAGGAUCGUGGACUCCUAGAUCUGGAAUACACAACGUUUCAUAAUGAUUCUGACCUAUUUCGGGAAAGAGAUAAAAGAGAUGCAGAGGCAACGCACUCUAAGGAACCGGUUCAUGUGGCCUUCACGUAUGCUUCAGAGAAGUAUAACCUAGAAUUGAGCAAAUCACAGCCAAUUUUGCACCCGUCCGCCGAGAUUCUUACCUGGAGGGACGAAUCAGCUCUACGGUGGACAGAUCCUCACCCAGACUGCUUUCUCACCGGAAGUGUGACGUCACAUCAGGGUAUAGCCACCAUGUCUAUCUGUGAUAAUGUGGUUGGAAUUGUUCGAACUGAAAGACUUACACUGUAUCUAGAAAUUUUACCAGAGUCCACUGCUAACGUUAUCAAAGCUAUUGUUGGACGUCAGGCAGAUGACGUAACUCCUAUUUCCUAUGAGUCUCUGGCAGGAAAUCUUAUUAAACUUAAUGAUAGAAGCAGACGUUCGGUGCCGUCACAGAACAUAACGAUAGAGCUGGCGGUUUACACGGAUGCUGCCUUCACGAAAACCAUGCUGGUCACAGAUUUCUCUCAAAGACUUCAACACAUUUUACUCAAGUAUUACGCUGUUCAGAUGGAAUGGUCAAGGAGUGACAGUUUGGGAUUUAACGUUCGACUGUUGUUGAAAAAAGUUCAUUUCUUCGAAACAAACCCGACAUGGUAUAAUUCUUCCGCAACUCGACUUGGUGAUGUUCUUUCCGGCUUCUGCUUGGGAACAUUAAAUGGUGGCUUGUACGACAUUCGUUAUAUGCAUGUAGGUUUGUCAGAUUUGGAUGUCACUGGCCGAGCUUACCAGAACUCUGUAUGUAACCAGAGGUACAGCUGUGGUGUGGAUACGUCAACAGGGGCCGCCAGCUUCGCGGCUACCGCUCACGAGAUCGGACACUUAAUGGGAAUGUACCACGAUGCUGAUCGCGGAUGCAGCGGAAAUGACGUAGGGUUAAUGGGAGGAUAUGGCACUGGUUGGAGCAGCUGCAGUAAAUUUGACAUGGCCAGACUGUUAAAUUCAGUUAAUAAAGAUUGUUUAUGGGAAGAAAAUAUUCCGCCAGAGGAAGUCCCACAGAAUAUAGUAAAUCAAAGUCUGGUUCCAGCCAUACCAGGACAGAGGUAUUCCCCUGAUCAAGUCUGUGAACUUAAGUACGGUGCUGGUCAUCGUUUUCGUAGAUUUCCAAAACUUGGGGUCUGUCUCAUGUUCAGCUGUGCCAAUCACAACCGCCUCCAAGUCAAUUAUGGUCAAAUGUUCAAAGAAACUACCUCUAUAUUUGGAAUGUAUUGUGAGGAAAAUAAGAUUUGCCAUAGGACGGACUGUGCUGACGCCUCAAGUGCCAAACUGAGCAGCCUGGUGAAGCGUGAGGGAGCGUGGAGUCAGUGGGGGUCAUGGACAGGGUGUACCAGAACUUGUGGGCGGGGCAUCAACUACAGAAUAAGGAAGUGCAACAACCCAGCUCCGAUAAACUUUGACGGUUGCGAUGGAGAUGCGUACGAAGCAGUUACAUGUAGCACAAAGCCCUGUCCCAGUGACAGCUCUGACCAGACAGUUCUGUGGAACCAGCGUGCUGGGGAAACCUGCAAAAGACUGAGGGACAACAAUGUCAUAAAACCGGACCUGUACAACGAAACAGGGUCAAGGUACUCCAAUACAGCUGAUGGUCAGUGUGAGGUGACCUGUGACCCCGCCCCUGGUCACACGAUCCCCACGUUUACAAGAUUCGGGUUUAUGCCUGACGGAGUGACCUGUGUUGGGGGAUCUAGUACCUGGGAUUUAAACAACUGGCCACGAAACUCAGGAUCCUACUACAUGUGUCUGGAUGGUUUGUGUCAGAGGUUUGGUUGUGAUGAUUGGUUCAAUGGAAAGGUUCUGGAUGAAUGUGGUGUAUGUGGUGGAGACAACUCUACAUGUGCAGUUACCUCAGGAAUUGACAUUAAACAACAAGGUCAAGGUGAACGUCGAACUCUGGCCCUUUUACCUGUAGGAACCUACAACAUUCAAUUCUGGUUCUCAUAUCUAGAUAUGAAGCAAAACUUUUUAGAGUUAUAUAACACAAAUGGAGACGUCAUUCUUGCCAGCAGAAUAUCCAGUUCCUGGAAGUGGGACACAAGAACUGAGCCUGUUGUCUUCGCUAACACGAAGUGGUAUUACUACUUCUAUGCUCAGUUUCUUUAUGCCAAAGGACCACUGACUGAGUCCUGUGAAAUAAAGUUGUAUCAACAUGGUGAAUUUAACAAUACUGGUAUUUUUUACGCUUAUUCGGAACCCCUAAUAGAUUCUAGUACCACAACACCGUAUGUAACCACCGACUCGUCAACAGAUUUACACGUGUCUACACUGGAAACAUCCACAAGCGAACCUCUAACAACUGACAUUACAGAUUCAAGUAGCGGAGACAGAUCUACAGCCACGUCCGCGGUGACUUCUGUUGCAUUGGAAACAACCGAGGGAACAACAGGCUUUAGUAGAACAUUUACAUCCAAGACAACAUUCACCCCAUCUUUAGAGACUUCAACUCAAGGAGCUACGACUUUACACUCAACAGAAAGUGAAACAGUUUCGAGCAUUACAAAACAUAUUGUCACAACAGAUUCAUCAAAAAAUGUGACGUUAUCAGUCACAUCCUCCUCCACAGACAUAACUUCAGACAUCACAGGUUCCAGUAGUUCAUAUAUAUCUACAGGAAUACCAUCAACAGUUACCUCGACGGUCACAACGGAGAUUAAAACAGAUUCAAGUAGCUUGUCUUCAGUUGCUUUCACCACAUCAGUAGAGACUUCGUCUGUGGGUACUACAACCUUAGGGACGACCACGGAUGAUCUCAGCGAUUUGAGAAUUAUCGGAAUUAUCAUCGGAAGUGUUUCCAUAGUGUGCGUUGCAUUGAUUGCUAUAGCAAUAGGCUGCCAUCGCAAUGGUUCCUGGUUUAAACCAGAUGGGAAGCGCCGGGAAAUAUACAGAGUAUCUGGGAAUUUUGACGGAUCAUCCAAACCCCUCAGUCGGGAUUCUUACCGAGAUUACACUGACGUUUAGUUGUACUUAGAACAAUUCUUAUUCAUAAUUAAUUAUAAUCCUUUUGAUAAUAUGUUUACAAGAAGUUUUACAAUUAUUCUAUUUGUUUUUUAUAUGCAUUUUUCAUAUGUUACUUUUUUAUUCAAUGAUUUGUUGCUCA
Molecule: messenger RNA, 3400 nt
Organism: Saccostrea cuccullata (small rock oyster)
Lineage: Eukaryota; Metazoa; Mollusca; Bivalvia; Ostreida; Ostreidae
Product: A disintegrin and metalloproteinase with thrombospondin motifs 14-like
Exons: 28
Coding region: 109-3261 (1050 amino acids)
Biological process (GO): extracellular matrix organization; proteolysis
Cellular component (GO): extracellular matrix
Molecular function (GO): metalloendopeptidase activity
Source: RefSeq, a predicted model, not a curated record